Linum trigynum is the source of this 1492-nucleotide messenger RNA. Lineage: Eukaryota; Viridiplantae; Streptophyta; Magnoliopsida; Malpighiales; Linaceae. The record is from the annotation of a GenBank genome assembly.
AAAAGGCGACGCAGCUAAGCCAUUAUGUUAAUGCAUGUGUCGUUUCCGCCACAAUCGCACACCUUGCACGUGCCACCACACCAUCGUCGCCGGAGCAACGACCGUCGUAUUGAAAUUACAGCUCUGAGCAAGCAAGGACAGCGCUUCUUCUCUUCUCUUGCAGCCACCGCCGUCAUCGGAGGAGACGAAAACCGUGUGAUAAAGAAAUUCGUCGCGGCGUCACCGAAAUCCAUUGCAUUGGAAGCGCUUUCGACUCUGCUUUCUCCCGAGUCUUCUCAUCUCCGAAUCUCGGGUCUCGCUCUGCCUCUUUACUUGAAGAUCACUGAAGCUUCAUGGUUCGAGUGGAACCCGAAGCUGGUUGCAAAUCUGGCAGCUUCGCUGGAUAAACAAGGGCAAUGCGAUGAAUCAGAGUCAUUAAUCUCCGACUCCAUUGCCAAAUUACAGAGCCGAGAAAGGGAGCUUGCUCUGUUUUACUGCGAGUUGGUCACUUCGCACUCCAAACACGGAUCCAAUCGAGGAUUCGAUUGCUCUCUAGCUCGUUUGGAUCAGCUCCUCCGCAGUUCAAGCUCCGUUUAUGUGAAGAAGCAGGGCUACAAAGCAAUGGUGAGCGGGUUAGCCGAAAUGGGCAGAGUAAAAGAAGCAGAAGAAUUGAUCGAGGAGAUGAGAGGGAAAGGAAUCAGGCCGUCACAGUUUGAGUUCAGAUGCGUACUUUAUGCGUAUGGAAAAUCCGGAAUGUUUGCAGACAUGCAGAGGAUAGUUGGGAAGAUGGAAACGGAAGGAAUCGAAGUCGACACAGUCUCUUCAAACAUGAUCCUUUCGUCCUUUGGAGCUCGCAGUGCGCUCCCUGAAAUGGCUACAUGGCUGCAAAAGAUGAGAACUUUACGAAUUCCAUGUUCAAUAAGGACUUACAAUUCAGUGUUGAACUCCUGCCCGACGAUCACGUCGAUGCUGCAGAGCUCGGCCAGCUCUAAUGCCUUCCCAAUUUCCAUCCAAGAAUUUGUGAAUAAUGUGACAGAAGCAGAGGCAGUUUUGGUUGGACAUUUGGUGGGAUCAGAGGUGCUGAACGAGGCAAUGAGCUGGAAUGCUUCAGAAGCUAAACUAGAUUUGCACGGAAUGCACUCAAGCUCGGCCUAUGUUAUAAUAUUGCAGUGGAUGGAUGAGUUGAGAGAGAGAUUCAGCAGCGGAGAUGGAGUGAUUCCAGCAGAGGUGGUGGUGGUAUGUGGGUCGGGGAAACACAGCAGUGUUAGAGGGCAGUCACCAGUUAAACGACUGGUGAAAGAGAUUGUGGUUCGGACUGGAAGUCCGUUGAGAAUUGACAGGAAGAACAAAGGUUGCUUUAUUGCUAAAGGGAAAGUGGUCAAGGAAUGGUUAUGUUAAUGCUAAUGAGAAAGCAAAAACAUCUUACAGAACACGAGGAAUGAAAGCAUAUCCAUGAUUCAUGCUCAGUAAGUUCUUUGCAUUUCAUUGAAGAGAACAAAGAAGGGCUGCUUAA